AUGACAGCCAUGCAUUACAGACCAGUUGGUCCUUUGAUGGACAUCAGGCUCAAGUCAGGAGAGCUGGAGGAGAUCCAUCUUCCACAUUUCUUGUGUUUGGGGGAUUGUGAAGCAUCUCUGCAUGAUGCUGUGAGGGUCCUGCAUGGUCAGGACAGUGGAGUGUGUCUGGAGGUGUGUGAGCUGACCCGAUGCCAUGCCAAACUUACCCAUCCCUCCUUGUCUCCUCUGGGCUUGCUUCUGCAGACUGGCAUUCCCAUUAGAGUCCACAGUGAGCUGUUGCUGUACAAGACUUGCACCUCUCCCCUCACUCUCCAUGCUUACCUGGUUCCCAGAGAGCGGGCAGCGCUGCGAGCAGUGGAGGACCAGGAGAGGGGCAGUGGGGUGAAGAUCUCCAAGCCCAAGCCAGAGAGAUCCCUCUGGAUGAAGAGCUGGUUCAGUAUGAGGACCUCUUGCCCAUCCACCAUCACCCCUGUGCAGAUCAAGCUGAGGUACUGCAGCUUCAGUCCAAACUUCUUUGAGGUGUACUUCAAGCAGGCAGAGGAGACCUUUGAGAUGGAGUUAGUCUGUGUGGCCACCAACAAGUCUGUUUGGAGAGCUGAGGUACGGAGAAAUGAUUACAGGCAGACCAGGCAGGAGGACAAUGAUCAGUGCCAAACCAGUGGUAACCACAGGGACACCUCUGAAGAAGAGAAAAGUGAUCUUUGCACCGGGGGCAGUAUGCACAUCACAGAGAUAAAGAGAGAUGAUAACGGGAACAUUUCAGAGGCAGCAGCGUUUGUGGACAGGCACAGAGCAGAGCUCAUUGGCAGGGUGUAUAAUGUGAUGCCCAUCGCAGAUGCGCUGCUCUCCAAGGGACUGGUCCACCCUCAGAAGUAUUCAGAGAUCAGAGCAGCUUCCACCAGUGAGGCAGUGAUGCGAGAGAUUUAUGAGUGUCUGCGCUCAGCUGGAGCUGAGGGGAAAGCAGCAUUCUAUGGAGUUCUACUGCAGGAGGAGCCCCACUUGCUCAAAGACUUGAGUACACAUGGCAUAGGUGUUGGGGGGCAAUGCCUAGCUUUGGAUGUUAAAUGCUGAAAGAACUGAAUACACCUACAUA
Molecule: messenger RNA, 1093 nt
Organism: Sardina pilchardus (European sardine)
Lineage: Eukaryota; Metazoa; Chordata; Actinopteri; Clupeiformes; Clupeidae
Product: NACHT, LRR and PYD domains-containing protein 1 homolog
Exons: 1
Coding region: 1-1071 (356 amino acids)
Biological process (GO): inflammatory response; innate immune response; regulation of apoptotic process
Source: RefSeq, a predicted model, not a curated record